Messenger RNA from Musa acuminata subsp. malaccensis (wild Malaysian banana), 1033 nucleotides. RefSeq lists its product as uncharacterized. The record is from RefSeq and is a predicted model, not a curated record. NCBI's taxonomy places the organism in Eukaryota, Viridiplantae, Streptophyta, Magnoliopsida, Zingiberales, Musaceae.
CCGUCUCUCCAUUGUUGUUCGGCGACGGUGACAUAAAAAGUUACUCCUUUUUUCUUUGAUACGAUAGAAGAAAGGAACCCUAGAGUGAUAGGAGGAAAGGGUGUCACCGCCGUUGCCCGAUCCGAUCAUCAUCGGAGGAGGAGGUCCUGUCGCCGGCGGCGGACCGCGCAGCACGGUUUGACUCCCCUUCACCCCGACCUGCAAGAUGGUGUCGGCCAGUCGGGAAAUGGCGGUGUACUGCUUCGAUACCCUCGUCGCCCACUACAACAGCGAGCACGUGCCCCCCCCGGCGUUCGAGGAAGGGCAGCACCCAUUAUUUGUGACUUGGAAGAAAGCAGUCAAUGGAGCGGAACCUUACUUGCGUGGAUGUAUUGGAACUCUGGAAGCCCACUGCAUAAUCAGGGGUUUCAGGGACUAUGCUUUAACCAGUGCUUUGAAGGACCAUCGUUUUCCUCCAAUACAAGCUAAGGAAUUGCCAUAUUUGGAAUGUACAGUGUCUAUACUGACUGACUAUGAAUCUGCUCUCGACUACCUUGACUGGGAGAUCGGGAAGCAUGGCUUAAUAAUUGAAUUUGCUGACCCUAAUUACAACAUGAGGCUCAGUGCGACAUACUUGCCUGAGGUUGCUGCCCAGGAAGGUUGGACGAAGAUAGAAACGAUUGAUUCACUGAUGAGGAAAGCAGGUUUCAACGGCACGAUAAAUGAGUCACUCCGCAAGCGACUUCAUGUUACCCGCUACCGGAGCACCCUCUACACCAUGCAUUACAGUGACUAUGCCUCCUAUGUCAAGAUGAUCAGAGGGGCAGCCCCUGCAAUUAACGGGGCCAAACCCAACUAUUGAUUCACCUCAGCAGCUGCACUGAUGGAGCUGCAAAAGGUACCAUUAGACCCUCCCUAAUUAAACUUGGUCGGGUGGGGAUUAUUUGCCUUCAAUUUCGCCAUUCCUACUGUAUGUUUUCUCGGACUCAUUCGAUAAAAGAAAAAGACAAAAAAAGAAAAAGGAGGAUAUCGAGACAGUGAUCUUGAAACUUCA